This is a messenger RNA of Musca domestica (house fly), 650 nucleotides long. RefSeq lists its product as uncharacterized. The record is from RefSeq and is a predicted model, not a curated record. The coding region runs from base 83 to 601 and encodes 172 amino acids. The transcript is spliced from 3 exons. NCBI's taxonomy places the organism in Eukaryota, Metazoa, Arthropoda, Insecta, Diptera, Muscidae.
AAAUACUGCAAUUUUAACUACGAAUAUUAUCAGUAUCUCUACAGUUCCUUAAAACAUCUUAAGAAAUUAAAAAUAAAACGAAAUGCUUAAAGUCAUUUGCAUUUUUGCCCUCGUCCUUGUGAUGACUUGUGAGGCUCAAAGAUGUCGCCCGGUUUGUAAACCUAAAGUUCCUAGUCCAGCCAUUUGUGCUGCUGAUAAUCAUCAGAAAGAGUGCUUCCGUAUGAGCCAAUGUCAGUUGGAUGAAGAGAAUUGUCGUCGUCGGGCUGCCAAACGACCAACCAUUUCCAAUGUCGAUCCGAUACGUUGCCGUAACAUAAAGUCACCAAAUGGCAAGGGUAAAUGUGCCAGCCCAUCGCGCAAACCACGCUCCACCAAACCGGAUUGUAACCGGCUAAAGUGUCGUAAUCCUAGCAAGGUCUUGAGAUGUUAUCGCUGCAAAAAGAAUAUGUGUCAAUUGUUGACUGCCUGUCAGCUGGAACGUGUUAACUGUCUACGUGGCCGUUCAAAUCGUUUAACUUGGACUGAUACCCGUCGUUGUGCCGGCAUGAAGGCUGGACAAAAAUUGCAAAGAUGUAAGGCUAUUCGUAAAAAGAGUGGAUAAGCUCUUGUGACACAGGAGUCGUUUUAGAGGACUACUUAAUGAAUUUUUU